This is a messenger RNA of Talaromyces stipitatus ATCC 10500, 2055 nucleotides long. Its product is annotated as DEAD/DEAH box helicase (Sbp4), putative. The transcript has 3 exons. NCBI's taxonomy places the organism in Eukaryota, Fungi, Ascomycota, Eurotiomycetes, Eurotiales, Trichocomaceae. Gene Ontology annotation, molecular function: ATP binding; nucleic acid binding; RNA helicase activity. Bases 41 to 1945 code for a protein of 634 amino acids. Gene Ontology annotation, cellular component: nucleolus. The record is from RefSeq and is a predicted model, not a curated record.
ACCAUUCUCGGAAUUAUAAAAAAAAGUCAUAGCCUGAAAAAUGGCACCAAAGGCUCGAGGAUCAACGGGUAGACUCUGGGAUAAACUCGACCCGCCACUGUCAGAAUGGAUUCUGGAAGCAAUGUCGGCAAUGGGGUUUGCCCGCAUGACCCCAGUACAAGCCUCUGCUAUUCCACUCUUUAUGAGCCAUAAGGACGUUGUAGUAGAAGCUGUGACUGGUAGUGGGAAGACGCUGUCAUUUCUGAUACCGAUUGUGGAAAAAUUGCUGCGCUUAGAUGAGCCGAUUAAAAAGCAUCACGUCGGGUCCAUCAUUGUUGCGCCGACGAGGGAAUUGGCCUCGCAAAUCUACAAUGUUCUUCUAUCCCUUUUAGAAUUCCACGGACCAUCCGCAUCCGUCGUCAAAUCGUCCGACGAGACAGUGGAAGCCGUCAAAAAAUACCCAUCUUCGACACUAAAAGUCAUCCCACAACUCCUUCUAGGUGGCACAACAACCCCCGCCGAAGACCUGAGUAAGUUCCUGAAAAGAUCUCCGAAUGUUCUUGUUGGAACCCCCGGCAGACUGCUCGAACUUCUUUCGUCACCUCACGUCCACUGCCCUCAAUCCUCAUUCGAAAUGUUGGUAUUCGAUGAAGCCGAUAGAUUACUGGAUCUUGGUUUCAAAGACGACAUAUCGAAAAUACUUGCAAAACUUCCGAAGCAGAGACGAACAGGCUUGUUUAGUGCUAGUGUGAGCGAAGCACUGGAUCAGAUCAUUCGAGUAGGCUUGCGGAAUCCUGUCAAGAUUGCAGUGAAAGUGCGCGGUGCGUCCGGAGUCGAGGAGAAGCGUACUCCUGCAAGCUUGCAAAUGACAUAUCUUGUCACUCCUCCUACACACAGGCUUCCUGCCGUCAAAAAAAUUCUAGACAUAUUAGACCCUCGACCCCAAAAAGCCAUCCUAUAUUUCUCGACCUGCGCAGGCGUGGACUAUUUUCAGCAUAUAAUACCAUUAAUUCUCGGAAACGAAUUCACCAUCAUCCCACUACAUGGGAAACAUCCUGCGAACGUACGACAAAAAAAUUUCACUCGUUUCACCAACUCCGUCACACCUUCCGUGCUCCUAACAACUGAUGUCGCGGCACGCGGAUUAGAUAUCCCAUCCGUUGACCUUGUCAUUCAAAUCGACCCGCCAUCUGAUCCCAAAGCUUUUAUUCACCGUUGCGGCCGAGCCGGUAGAGCGGGCCGCCGAGGGUUGAGUAUCGUACUCCUCUCGCCAGGUCGCGAAGAGGAUUACGUACCUUUCUUGGAAGUGCGAAAGACGCCGGUAACAUUAUACGAAAACUCAGCGUUUAGUAUAUCCGACAAAGACGCCGUGAAAGCAACCGAAAUAGCGCGAAAAGCAGUCUUGUCGGAUAGAUCGUACCAUGAUAAAGCACAAAAGGCGUUUGUUAGUUGGCUUCGAAGCUAUAGCAAGCAUCAGGCUAGCAGUAUCUUCCGUGUUGCGGAUUUAGACUGGGAGGCUCUAGGUCAUGCAUGGGGGUUGUUGAAAUUGCCAAAAAUGCCCGAAUUAAGGAAUUUCAAAGGUGAUAAAAGUCUAGGUGUGACUGUUGACUGGGAUAAUUAUGCAUAUGCAGACAAACGAAGAGAGAAACAUCGCCAGGAAGCACUUAAGGAAAACGCAGCGGCCAAACUAGACGAAAACUCCAUGAAGAAACGACCCGCGGCUUCGGAAAGUGUACCGUGGAGUCAGAAUCUUGAGAAGAGGAAAGAAAGAGAACAGCGACGGGAGAGGAAACGAGCUCGUCGUGAGCAUGAGCGGUGGGGUAAGAUGACAGAAGAGGAGAAGCAGAAAGCUCGGGAGACGGAGGCUAUGAUUCAGAGUUUGCGGGAGGAGGCUGAAAAGCGACGAGAGGCUGCAAAGGCGACGCAGGACGCUGAAAGUGAUGAUGAAUUCAAAGGGUUUGAUUAGAAGUUCGCCGUCCACAGCAUGGAGGUUUUCUUGCGAAGUGUAUUCCUGCUUUCGCGCUUAUGUCUCUUCUUAGAUACCCAUUGGAUAGAGUUUGUAUAAUCCAAGGCUAU